GAUAUGGUCUGAGCAGUGGAUGUGUUUGUGCAGAACAAAGCAUUCUCUCAAAAGGAGAUUAAGGAUUCGAACUCUUCAGUUUGGAGUAGCUCACAGCAUAAAUGAGAUUUAUGAUAGUGUUGAUUCUGAAGUGGUGCUUACAUUACUUGUCCACAAGGUUAUUCUAGCCUCGUUGGAGCAAGGCGUUCGAGAGGGCAGAAUGUUACUUCACGAUUGGCUUGUUGUUCUUACGGCUCAGUAUAAUGAUGCUUGCAAACUUAUUCAGUCUGGGCAUGGAGGUUCAACAGGCGUUCACAUUGAUGUUGCAUUCUCUCAAUGUCCUCAACUGCAACCUUUGCCCCGUUUGGUUUUUGCUCUAUUACGAAAUCCUCUUCUCCGUUUACACGAAGAAGGCGUGCAUCCUGACUACCGAAUAUAUCUUCAGUGUCUCUUUAGUGCACUAGAACCUUCUUCUCUUAAUCGUGCCAUCUAUCCAUUGUUAACCUCAUAUGCCUCGCUGGACAAACAAGCAUAUCCUCGACAUUCCCUGAGCCGGGCUGCACUGAUUACAAGUGGGAGCCCAAUAUUUUUCCUUGAUGCAUUCACAAAUCUCAUUGUGUUCUACGCUUCAACAGCAGACCCUUCGCUUCCUUUUCCACCACCGCAGGACUGCUUACUGAGAACAACAAUAAACAAGCUGAAGCAAGAGAGAUGUAUCACACCGAAACUUACCUUUAUCAAGGGAGGGCAGGACGAUGCAACAGCGUUUGAGAAUUAUCUGAUAGAGGAACAGGAUGUGGAAGGAAGUGGCUUCACAAGUGUUAUGGGUUUCGUUUCGUUCCUUGAGGAGAUUAAUCAGAGCACGUUAGAGUACUUGAAAUAACUUGCAAGAAGUUGCAUCCAUCCUUCAGUACACAGGUUAUGACAGGAAGCAGGCACCUCCGAACUUACUGUACAAUUGGACCAGAAACAGUUAUAUCGGUGACCAUCAAUGAACAAACCCACAUUUCUUAGAUUCACGUGAAGAAAACGUUUUGCAACAAACGGUUACAUGUAGCAUUGCAGCAAGCUUUUAUGACUUACUCAGAGCAGUUCUACCAAUGUGUCACACCCCAAGACAGUAGAUUUACUCAUUCAAAUUCUGUACCAGAAGACGGCUCAAACUGUUUUUCUUUUGUUGAUACCUUCAAUAUAGAAGAAGUAAAUUUGUGAGCUGAACUAGAACUUUUUUAAUGUCAGGUUUCUAUUAUUUUCUCAUUUACAUUUGGUUCUGUUGGUGCACUGGCAUAUGCAACGGGAAUUUGUAUUUUGUUUCCCCUUCUGUUGAGCUAUGCUUUUGUUCAUGUGAAGUACAAA
Lycium ferocissimum is the source of this 1335-nucleotide messenger RNA. RefSeq names its product protein transport protein SEC23 D-like. Gene Ontology annotation, molecular function: SNARE binding; zinc ion binding. The coding region runs from base 20 to 862 and encodes 280 amino acids. The transcript is spliced from 4 exons. Lineage: Eukaryota; Viridiplantae; Streptophyta; Magnoliopsida; Solanales; Solanaceae. Gene Ontology annotation, cellular component: endoplasmic reticulum exit site; COPII vesicle coat. Gene Ontology annotation, biological process: endoplasmic reticulum to Golgi vesicle-mediated transport; intracellular protein transport; COPII-coated vesicle cargo loading. The record is from RefSeq and is a predicted model, not a curated record.